Emys orbicularis (European pond turtle) is the source of this 879-nucleotide messenger RNA. RefSeq names its product tumor suppressor candidate 3 (gene TUSC3). Gene Ontology annotation, cellular component: oligosaccharyltransferase complex. The record is from RefSeq and is a predicted model, not a curated record. Bases 16 to 879 code for a protein of 287 amino acids. The transcript is spliced from 8 exons. Lineage: Eukaryota; Metazoa; Chordata; Testudines; Emydidae.
AAGGUGGAACAGCUUAUGGAAUGGAGCUCAAGGCGCUCAGUCAUCCGCAUGAAUGGAGACAAAUUCAGAAGAUUUGUGAAGGCCCCACCUCGUAACUACUCUGUGAUUGUAAUGUUCACAGCUCUCCAGCCACAGAGACAAUGUUCUGUUUGCAGGCAAGCUAAUGAAGAAUAUCAAGUGCUGGCCAACUCCUGGCGCUACUCAUCUGCUUUUUCUAAUAAAUUAUUCUUCACUAUAGUGGAUUAUGAUGAAGGGGCAGAUGUUUUUCAACAGCUCAAUAUGAACUCUGCUCCGACAUUCAUGCAUUUUCCUCCGAAAGGUAAACCCAAGAGAGCUGACACCUUCGACCUGCAGAGAAUAGGAUUUGCAGCAGAGCAGCUAGCUAAAUGGAUAGCUGACAGAACGGAUGUUCAUAUUAGGGUAUUCAGGCCUCCAAACUAUUCAGGCACUAUUGCACUGGCUCUUUUAGUGUCACUUGUUGGUGGCUUGCUGUACUUGCGAAGAAAUAACUUGGAGUUCAUCUACAACAAGACUGGCUGGGCAAUGGCAGCUCUGUGCGUUGUGUUUGCUAUGACUUCUGGUCAAAUGUGGAAUCAUAUCCGGGGACCUCCAUAUGCUCAUAAGAAUCCUCAGAAUGGACAAGUGAGUUACAUACAUGGGAGCAGUCAGGCUCAAUUUGUUGCAGAAUCCCAUAUUAUACUACUACUGAAUGCGGCUAUCACCAUGGGAAUGGUUCUUCUGAAUGAAGCUGCUACUUCCAAAGGGGAUGUUGGAAAAAGGAGAAUAAUAUGCCUCGUAGGACUGGGUCUGGUGGUUUUCUUCUUCAGCUUCCUGCUGUCGAUAUUCCGCUCCAAAUACCAUGGCUAUCCAUACAGGUAA